UCUAUAGACUAUAGCCUGACCAUAAUGGGCCGCUGGGCGAAUUAAGAAAAAAAAAUAACAAAAAAAAAAUGUUUUGAGAAAGAUUUUUAAUUUUUAAAUAAAAUGUCGGUAUUAUUAAAUAGAACCAAAUCAUUCAUUUGUACAAAAUCAUUCUGCAAGUCUUUAUUAGUAAGGAAUUAUUCAGAUGUGCCGAAGAAAUUUAAAACAUUUGAUGAAGUUAUUGCUCAAAGAAGAGAAGAAGCUCGUCGUAGUCUUGUAGUGCAAGUGAACUCAGAAUCUUCAUUCAAUGAGCUUUAUAACUACUGUUCAACUCAUGCAACGGUCAAAGAUGUUCACCAUUAUAAAAAUUUUAAUGAUGAGCAUUUUAUGCUCAUGGAGUUUGCUUCCGAGGACAAUGUGAAGGAAGUUUUACAAACAUGUUGUUUUCAUCAAAAGGAUGCAGAUAUUAUGGCAUCCAAGUCACCAUUUGUGUGGUUCAGAGCAACUCCAGGGAAUAAGAACAAAUAUGAAGCAACUACAAAGAGUUUAGCAGUAAAGGAUGGAAAUAACAAAGUUGAUGAAGAUGAAUUGUUUGGAAAUCUCAUGGAAUGUCAUACAGUGUCAGACCAAAUUCAAAUGCUGUAUGACAAAACAAAGCUGAAUGAUGUCGGGAUAAGGUUAAGGUUUAUGUUAGCGAGGCAGCUAGAAGUAAUGAUGAGCAGUCUGUAUGCCAACAUUGCAAUAUAUCCCUUCGGUUCAUCAGUCAAUGGCUUUGGGAAAAUGGGCUGUGAUCUGGACCUGGUUUUAACUAAUAAUGUUAAUUAUGAAUUGCUGGACUCGAAUCGUCGCCUAGUGUACCAGGAGAAGAAAUGUGAAGGAGGCCGCAGUCCGUGGCAGAGGCACAUGGAGCUAGUGGGCACUUUGCUUGAGCUCAGGGUGGCCGGAGCCGCCAGGGUGCAGAAGAUCCUUAACGCCAGGGUGCCUAUUGUCAAGUAUUCACACGAGCUGACCAGUCUAGAUUGUGAUCUAUGUUAUAAUAAUAUGUCUGGCGUGUACAUGUCGGAGCUGCUAUGGCUGCUGGGCGAGAGAGACCCGCGCGUGCGGCCGCUCACGUUCGCAGUGCGGCGCUGGGCGCGCACGGUGUCUCUUACCAACCCGCACCCCGGCCGCUGGAUCACUAACUUCCCUCUCACGCUGAUGGUGCUUUUCUUCCUGCAGCAGAGGAGACACGAUGGCUUUAUUCUGCCUUCAUUCAACAAGUUGGUCGCGGCUGCGGGCAAAGAUGAUAUCCGAAUAGCAGAAGAAUCUGUCAACUGCACGUUCCUACGCGACCUCAACAAGCUUCCUGCCGACAGCAGUCGAAGUGAAGAUAACCUAGAAACUUUGCUCUAUCACUUCUUCGAAUAUUAUGCUCAGUUCGAUUUCCAAGAGAAGGCCAUAUCCAUAGUAGAAGGUGUACCAAUCAGGAAACCCAACUCGUUGCCUUUAUACAUAGUGAACCCCCUGGAGCAAGCUUUGAAUGUCAGUCGGAAUGUCAGCUUUGAGGAGUGCGAGAGACUGAAAAUGGAGGUGAGGAACGCCGCUUGGCAUCUAGAAGCUGUGUUAGACGGAAAGAAGACUGAAGACUGGGGGCUCCUAGGGCUGCUUGAAAAACAGAGCACCCGGGGAGUAAAAAAACUUCUGAGGGUUGGACAUAACCACAGGUUGGUUUCUGUUAAAGAUUUAUUUGCUGAAGACGAGGAACCGAAACGGAAGACUGAUCAACAAAUAGACGCGAGUGUGAAAGAUAUUAAGAACGCAAUGGUUACAAAGAAAGAAACCAAGGAAAGACAAUUAAAGUUUAAGAACACACAAGUUGCCAAUGAAGUGUACAGGAUAAAGAGGAAUAAAUUAUGAUUGUAGUGAU
Molecule: messenger RNA, 1885 nt
Organism: Leptidea sinapis
Lineage: Eukaryota; Metazoa; Arthropoda; Insecta; Lepidoptera; Pieridae
Product: poly(A) RNA polymerase, mitochondrial-like
Exons: 7
Coding region: 103-1875 (590 amino acids)
Biological process (GO): mitochondrial mRNA polyadenylation
Molecular function (GO): poly(A) RNA polymerase activity
Source: RefSeq, a predicted model, not a curated record